GAUCUUGAUGAGUUUCAAGAUCACACUUUUGGACAGCUUGUGGGUGACGCUAGAAGUUUUUAUUCAUUUGAAAUGUUCUUAGAAACUCGUAAAGAAAACGAAACCUUCAAGAAAUACAAUAAAGGAGGCAUGAAAUUAAAGAUAAUUGUGAUUGAUCUAUCAAUUGGUGAAGUGGCGGCACCAGCUGAACCAAUAAGAGCAGAACAAGGUUGGACUGUUGGAGAAUUAAAGCAAUAUAUAGGAGAAAUAUUCAAUCUUGAUCCUUCAUGUAUGAGGCUGGUCCUUGAGGUGUAUAAUGAUGGUAGACAUUUACCAAAUGAUGCUAGCUCACUAAAAGGAGAAGGACUCUACAGGAAGCACACACUAUUUGCUGCCUCUGAUUCUGAAGAUUAUGAGAGACAAUACAAAGAGAGUUCCAUAUACAGACACGUUGAAGCUCACGUCAACUCGAUACUACUAAACAUUACAAUGCCUCCUCUACAGGAACCCACACCAGCCCUUCAGCCUGAAGCCCUUCCCAAUCAACAGCAUUGUACAAUUCCUACAUACUUCAAACUUGGAG
This is a messenger RNA of Amphimedon queenslandica, 562 nucleotides long. RefSeq lists its product as uncharacterized. The annotation marks the transcript as partial. Lineage: Eukaryota; Metazoa; Porifera; Demospongiae; Haplosclerida; Niphatidae. The transcript is spliced from 5 exons. The record is from RefSeq and is a predicted model, not a curated record.